CUUACCCAAAACCUUGCACUAAAAUCCCAUUUCAAUUAUACUUAACAAAGAAAAAAUUCCCAUUUUAACAAUGGCUAGGGAAAGUCAUAUCGUGGAGUCAAAAAUUGGUAUUAUAGGGGCUGGGGUUAGCGGGUUAGCAGCGCUUAAGCAGCUAGCUCACCAUAAUCCAAUCGUUUUUGAAGCGAAUGAUUGUAUUGGAGGUGUUUGGAAAACUUGCGUUUACCAUUCCACAAAACUUCAGUCUUCUCGUGCUGAUUAUGAAUUCUCUGAUCAUUUUUGGCCUAACAGAGAUGAUCCAGCUUUUCCUUCUCAUUCUGAGGUUGUGGAUUAUUUAAAAUCUUAUGUUGAUCGUUUUGACCUAUUGAAGCAUAUUAGGUUCAAUUCUAAGGUGGUGGAGCUCCGGUUUGUCGGUGACCUGGAACCAGCUGAUGGUAAUAAGUAUGGGGAGUAUGGCAGCCUCCUCCCUGGUCAGCCUGUAUGGGAGGUAGCGGUGCAAACCAAUCAAUCCGACACUAUUCAGUGGUAUGCGUUCGAGUUUCUUGUUAUUUGCAUAGGAAAAUAUGGAGAUAUAGCCAAGGUUCCAGAAUUUCCUUAUAAUAGAGGACCAGAAAUAUUCAAGGGAGAGGUAUUGCAUACGCUUGAUUACUGCAAACUGGACAAGGAAUCUGCCUCUCAACUUCUUAAGGGAAAGAAAGUCGUCGUCGUUGGCUUCAAAAAAUCUGCUAUUGAUUUAGCCUUGGAAUGUGUUGAGGCAAAUCAAGGUCCAGAUGGACAGCCCUGCACAAUGGUGGUAAGAAACUUACAUUGGACUGUUCCACAUUACUGGGUUUGGGGUUUGCCAUUUUUCUUAUUCUUUUCCACAAGAUCUUCGCAAUUUAUCCAUGAAAGGCCUAAUCAAGGCGUCCUCAAGGCCUUUCUCUGCCUACUUUUUUCUCCAGUGAGGCAUGCAGUUUCCAAGUUCAUAGAGUCCUAUCUGCUCUACAAACUGCCUCUGCAGAAAUAUGGAUUAAAACCAGAUCAUCCUUUCGUCGAAGAUUAUGCUUCGUGCCAGAUGGCUAUCAUGCCGGAAAAUUUCUUCCCAGAAGCUGACAAGGGCAACAUUCUGUUCAAAAGAACAUCAAAAUGGUGGUUCACUAGAGAAGGACUUGAAUUUGAUGAUAGCACUGAGUUGAAAGCUGAUGUUGUGAUUCUUGCUACUGGUUAUGAUGGAAAGAGAAAGCUCAAAAAUAUCUUACCAGAGCCUUUUUGUAGUUUGUUAGAGUAUCCUUCUGGUCUCAUACCCUUAUACAGAGGUACAAUCCAUCCAUUGAUUCCAAACAUGGCUUUUGUGGGUUACAUACAAAGUGUUUCAAAUCUUCACACAUCAGAGCUGCGCAGUAUGUGGCUAGCAAGACUGGUUGACAAUAAAUUUAAGCUCCCAACUGUAGAGAAAAUGCUUGAGCAAGUGUCAAAGGAGAUUGAAGUAAUGAAAAGAACGACUAGGUUUUACAAGAGGCACUGCAUCUCCACUUUCAGCAUCAACCAUAGUGAUGAUAUCUGCGAAGAAAUGGGAUGGAGUUCUUGGAGGAAGAAAAGCUCGCUGGCUGAAGCAUUUAGUCCAUAUGGCAGUCAAGACUAUGAGCAGAAAUAACGGUUUAUAACCAAAAAAAAAAAAAAAAAAACAGGAAAAAAAAAGGAAAAAAAAAAAAAUCAUCAAUAUCUAAUGCCAUUCUUUCUUUCUACACAUAAAUAAGGAAAGAGUUGAAGUUUAAGAAAAAUAAUGCGGUUAUCAUGCAUAGGAGUAUUUGAAAUCUGUCUCCAUAAAUUAUGUUGUUCAGUGUUUAUCCAAGAGAAAGGAUAAAACCUUUUAAUAAUGUGAUUUGCCAAGAAUAUUGUAAUAUGAAAAACUCAUGUUAUAUAUGAUAAAUAUUUUGAUUUUUCUCCUCAUAAUAUAUAAACAAAACACCUUAAUAACAAAUCGAACUCAAUUCCUUGUAAAUGUAUAAUACAGGGCCAUUGUUGAGCUACAAGAGAAUAUACUAACGGGGGAAAAUGGUAAGACAAAAGCAAUACAACAUAGAAGAAAA
This is a messenger RNA of Jatropha curcas, 2066 nucleotides long. It is a transcript of the gene FMO1, whose product is annotated as flavin-dependent monooxygenase 1. The record is from RefSeq and is a predicted model, not a curated record. Gene Ontology annotation, molecular function: flavin adenine dinucleotide binding; NADP binding; N,N-dimethylaniline monooxygenase activity. NCBI's taxonomy places the organism in Eukaryota, Viridiplantae, Streptophyta, Magnoliopsida, Malpighiales, Euphorbiaceae.